GUUUCUAGCAUCGCAUUGCUUGUGUUCGGGGCAUUGCUAGAAGACGUCUUCGGGGACGGCUGUGUAGCGUGUCGUGGCAACGUUUUCUACGCUAUGUGUACCCAGCGUUGAUAGUUCUUAUUCAACGCGAGUAACGCAGCUUUGUACCGCCAAACAACAGACAUGCCUCUCGAAGUACAGUGGCCCCUUCCAAACCUCAGCCAGCCCAGCAAAUUGUGGCAGCUCGGAAGCUCUGUGGUCGUUCCUGCCGUCGGCCUGCUAGCAAAACUGUUUCACGAGCCACAGUUUCUUAAGCGGGCACAGAACCCACACAGACCCCGAGUAUACCGCACCACAGGCUGGUUCAACACAGUGAAUGUGUACAACAAAGAGAUCCUCAUCGAUGCCAUUGAAAAUCGACCAAAAGAUGUUCCGUUGAUCACAGUCUGCAACCACCACUCUUGCCUUGAUGACCCUUUCAUUUGGGGAAUGCUGGAGCUGAAGCACAUGCUGCGGCAGAAGUGCAUGCGCUGGAGCGUGGCGGCGCACGACAUCUGCUUCACCAACGAGCUGCAUUCGCGAUUCUUCGCGCUGGGCAAAACGGUGCCCGUGUGCAGGGGUGAGGGUGUCUUCCAGAAGGGCAUGGACUACUGCAUCGAGCUGCUCAAUCGCGGCAUGUGGGUCCACAUCUUCCCCGAGGGAAAGGUCAACAUGGUCACCCAAGAGUUUCUGCGUCUCAAAUGGGGUGUUGGCAGACUAAUUGCGGAAAGCAAGAAGUGUCCCAUAGUCAUUCCAUUCUGGCAUGUUGGCAUGAAUAAUGUUUUGCCAAACAAGGAGCCUUAUGUGCCACAAUGGGGACAGUUAGUGACCAUUCUAAUUGGAAACCCCAUCGACUUCACUUGCCUCCGAAGUACCAUGAAGAAGGAAAAUAAGAGUGCAAUGGAGCAACGAAAGAAGUUUACAGACGUCAUACAGGACGAGUUUAGCCAGCUGAAGACCCAAGCUGAGACGUUACAUCACCUCAGCUUGCCGUCGUCAUCUUAGCAUUGUCAGAGUGUCAUCAUUGGCUCGCUUGUCUUCUGACAUGGUGUGCUGCUGAUUGCAGAGAAACGCAUUGGCACUUCACAGGUUCUCUUUGUAGCAGGCACUGUGGAUGUUGUGCACUGGUAGAGAACGGAAAGGACAAAAGAACCUGUUGCCUGCAGCCUUUAGUCGCGGCCAAGCGAGUGCUGAGCUGUGGGAUAGGGUUUCGUGGGCAGCUGCACACACAAGUGUAUUGAAGAGGCGCGGCUUCUAGAAGCUUUAAGUUCGCUGGCGACAAAUCAUGAGCAGCCCUCAAAAUAACGGAUGAGAUUUAGAACCCAAACUGUUGUUUCCUUAUUGCUGACAUUUUGUGGCCUAAUUUGACCUGUCUUAAUUAAGUGGGGGAUAAGACAACCAGUUUGAGAACAGUGUAGUCAUUGGAUUGUGUUUGUGUCGUUUGCUCUUGUCCCUACUGAGAUGCUUUUCUUGUUUCAUUUGCAUCUUUUCUUGUCUGUACCCCCCUCUUCUGUACUGCGGUAUUUGCAAUGUGUGUCUGAACGAAAAGUACAAACAGGUUAGUGUCUAGCAUGGGCUAAACGUCUGCAGUUAGUUAGGCCAUUACUUUUUCUAGUGAAGCACGCACUGAAAGCUUUCACGCACCAGUAAGAAAAGUACUUAUUCCAUUGCAACUGUGUGACCUUCUACUCUGGGAUUUUUCUUUCUUUCCUUCAUUUUUUUUUUCUUUUUGAGUUCAUUUUUGUGUGCGCAGAAUUCCUCCAAGUCAGCGUAAUUUGUGAAUAUCAUUAGGGAAUGUUGUUUUGACUGUUCUUAGUACCAUUCUUGUUACAGAAUAUCGCAUUAAUAUUGCGGCUGCGACUGUAUUCAGUGAAAAAUCUACUAUUGAUAGACGUAACCUUCAUAGACGUAACAUUUUGCUGAGGACUUGUGGCGUAAUAUUUCUUUGUCUUUUUUGCCUUGUAGUAAUUGUAGUCUUUACUGAGUGGGCCUAGAAAAAUGUUUAAUUUAGUAUUUCGAUUUCAAUAAUUUAUUGCACUACACGUUUUAUGCAAGAUGCUUGUACAUAGACAGAUUUGUCUUUACAAAUUCUUCAUAUAAAUUAUCACUGCAGUAAACAUUAGUAUUGCGAUAUGGUUUCGCCAUUUUCAAAGUGAAAUAGACUAGCCAGCAAUAUGUUUUUUUCGUUAUGCAGAUUUAAAAUUUAAAUUUAUUCAAUUUCAAAAAUAUUUGCGUAGAUACAUUACUGUUCUAUUUAAGGUAUAUUUUUAUUGGUACACUAAAAAUUUCUGAUACUGAAUUUCUGCUGCAGUUUUUCUGUUCAUAAUGUUCUCUAUUUAGCACAUUGUUGCAGUGUUUGCAUUAUUCCAGGUUAUUGAAACAUCAAUGACUUGUGGAACUGAGCUUGUUCUUUUUUUGUUUUUUGUAUUUCCUCGUUUUUUAUUUUAUUCUUGCUGUUCAGUUUUUGCUGAUUCGUAAGAAGCAACACCUUGUGCUUUUAUUCAUUUACCGCUGCGUCUUGCUGAUAUAUUGUGGCAUGCAAUUUCGAAAACUAAAUAGAUUGAUUACUGUAGCUUAAAAGAUCUUUUCAUAAAUACGCUUGUUCAAUCCGUAAUUUUUUUUCUUCACCCUGCAUUUUUUAUUUUUGCGCAGAUCACUUCAAUCACAUGAAACUCAUGCAGCUGAGCAUGCUUCCUUUAUAAUUUAUUUUAUUCUUGUUUGUAGACCGUCAUUUAGCAAGGCAUACAUAUGCUGUUAGCACAGUGCCACUAUUGAUUUGGCUUUUUCUCAAACUUUUUCGCUGCAUAUCAGUUCUUGCAUGUCAUGAUCCAGAAUUUUAUAUAAUUGGCAUUACUUUCAGUGGCUUUUAAAAGUAGGCACAGUUCUGCUACUUCCUGCAACUAUUUGAUUAAAAUUGUACCAAACAGCACCUCGAAGCUGUGGCGUACUUUUCUACAAUCGUUAUCUGUCGUGUAGAAGCCUGAAGAAAUGCUGAAUGCUAAAUAGACUUUUGAUAAGACACUGAAAUUUGUUGCUAAUGUGACUGCUACUAUGGCAGCAACGUAGCAUCUUGCUAUUACCUUUAAGCGCUGCUUAAAUGUUCAGUGCCAAAAUUUGUUUUACACAUUCGACAAGUCCAGUUGCAGAGCUUCAUGUGGUUGAUUAUCAUACGAUCGGAAAAUCUGUGAACCAAAAACUUUGUGGCGCAUUUGUUGAGUGUGAUUUUUAAAACUGUUGCCGUUGAUUCUGUGGAUAUUACUGUGAUAUAUAUAUCUUGGUUGUGCUCUGCCGUCAUUAGAGUUAAGUCCUAGCUCUGGUUCAGUCAGUUGUAGCUUUUCGAUUUUGUGAUGCAAUAGGUAAUACGGUACAGUUGACGUUUCUAGAGACUAUGUUUUAUGUUAUGAAUGUGUGUUUGCAACAUGUUUGGAACACCACCCUUGUUAGCGUAAUUUUGAAAGAUAUUUCAGUGCCCUUGCUUGCUACCUUGUUGUGCGGUGUAUGUAAUUGGAGUUCUGUGUGUACGGGAAUCCUAAUAAGUGUCGCUUGCAACAUGAACGAACUUACAGGACUCCCACCCUAAUUAAACUGCAGAUAAUGUGCUGUGGAAUGAGUAAUUUUAUUGUACAGCAUACUGCAAUAUACUGUUGCAUUGUAGUACUUAUUACUUUUGCUUUGUGCACUGUACUUUUUAUUUUUUAUGCAGUGCAGGCAAAUCAGUUUUGCUGCAUGUUUUGUUUUUAUCGUUACCAAAGCACUUGGUUCUUGACAUUGCAAUUCACUUGAUACUGGACGUGGCUGUCAUUUAGCGUAAUCCCAGUUGUUGGGUCUGAUCUGAUAGAGCAAGUUCGUUUGUCCCACAGUUCUGUAAUUAUUUUCUUACCUAAAACUGCUGCUGUUGUGGUGUCGUGCAUUUUGUUGCUUCUGCGUUUUUAUGUAUGUUCACUUGAAAUCAAAGACUGAAGUUACAUGAUUCAA
This is a messenger RNA of Dermacentor silvarum, 3993 nucleotides long. It is a transcript of the gene Taz, whose product is annotated as tafazzin-like. Lineage: Eukaryota; Metazoa; Arthropoda; Arachnida; Ixodida; Ixodidae. Gene Ontology annotation, biological process: inner mitochondrial membrane organization; cardiolipin acyl-chain remodeling. The transcript is spliced from 8 exons. Gene Ontology annotation, molecular function: 1-acylglycerophosphocholine O-acyltransferase activity. The record is from RefSeq and is a predicted model, not a curated record. Bases 163 to 1023 code for a protein of 286 amino acids. Gene Ontology annotation, cellular component: mitochondrial membrane.